AUGGUCCCCUCCAGUAAUGGCAUCCCGCCCCAGAACAAGGCUUCCUGGAUGAGUUUCAUCAAGUCGAUUGCCUCGUUCAAUGGCGACCUCUCCUCCUUAACCGCUCCACCUUUCAUCCUAUCCCCCACCUCCCUUACCGAAUACUCCGCCUACUGGGCCGAACACCCCGGGCUUCUUGUCGCCCCGGCCAGAGAACCUGAUCCCGAGAAGAGGGCUCUAGCAGUCCUGAAGUGGUUCCUCAGCACCCUCCACCAGCAGUACUGCUCGCGCAGUGAGAAACUGGGCUCUGAAAAGAAGCCCCUGAACCCUUUCUUGGGCGAGCUCUUCCUCGGGAAAUGGGAGGCCGACGCCGACGUGGGGGAGACCACUCUGAUCAGUGAACAAGUCAGUCACCAUCCUCCGGCCACGGCCUAUGCGAUUCGCAACGAGAAACAUGGCGUAGAAUUACAAGGAUACAACGCGCAGAAAGCGUCCUUCAACGGCACAAUCCUCAUCAAACAGAUCGGUCAUGCCCUUCUGACUUUCACUCCGCCCGGCGCGGAUAGGAACGACCCCGCCCAGAAGGAACAAUAUCUCAUUACACUCCCCAGCCUGCAUGUAGAAUCCCUGAUCUACGGGACCCCCUUCAUGGAGCUGGACAAGUCCACCCGCAUCGUCAGCAGCACCGGGUAUAUCGCGAAGAUCGACUACUCCGGCAAAGGCUGGCUGAGCGGAAAGAAGAACACGUUCACCGCCUCCCUCUUCAAGGAAAGCGAGGGCGAGAAGAAGCCUCUGUACACGGCCCAGGGCCAAUGGUCGGACUCGUUUGUCAUCACGAAUCCGCGGACCAAGGAGACUGUCGACAAGUAUUCCGUCAAGGAGUCCAAGACGACGCCGCUGCAGGUGGCGCCUCUCGAGGAACAGGACCUGUACGAGAGUCGCCGCGCCUGGAAGGAUGUCGCCGAGGGCAUCUUGCGCAGCGAUAUGAACGCCGUGUCCGCGGCCAAAGGCAAGAUCGAAAACGCCCAGCGUCAGAUGCGCAAGACGGAGCGUGAUGAGAACCGCACCUGGGAGCGCCGUUUUUUCAAGCGCGUCGACGAGUCGCAGCUGGACGAGCAGUUCAAGCAGCUCUUCCAGAAGGCCGACCUCGAGUCGCUGGAGAGCGAGCGGACCGGGGGAGUGUGGCGCUUCGAUCCCGCCAGUGUGAACGAUGCCAAGCCACCUUACCACAGUGCUGGCCCCGAGGGACUUGGUGUUGAGUAG
This is a messenger RNA of Aspergillus terreus NIH2624, 1242 nucleotides long. RefSeq names its product OSBP family protein. The transcript has 4 exons. Lineage: Eukaryota; Fungi; Ascomycota; Eurotiomycetes; Eurotiales; Aspergillaceae. Gene Ontology annotation, molecular function: oxysterol binding. The coding region runs from base 1 to 1242 and encodes 413 amino acids. The record is from RefSeq and is a predicted model, not a curated record. Gene Ontology annotation, cellular component: membrane; cytosol; intracellular membrane-bounded organelle. Gene Ontology annotation, biological process: exocytosis; endocytosis; piecemeal microautophagy of the nucleus.